UCAUAAAUAACAAAGAGCAGCUGUUACCGUCAACAACCACCAAUCGCUAAUCGCUCCGUCGCCGACGACCACCGUCAUCGGCGAAAAAGGGCCAAAAUUUCAACCAAUCACAACUCCGGCCGUACAAUUCGUCUAAUCAUACUUCACUAAACCUAUAUAAAUCUUCUUAUAACUUCAUUACCUGCAAACAGUUGGUGCCGUUGAUGAAUUAGGGUUUAGGAACAAGAUCUACACGAUUAAACAUCAAUUUCAAUUGCGAUUUCGAUUUCGUUAUUGUAAUGGACGAGGUGAUUACAGCGGCUGAUGCAACUUCAAGUCUUCGUUCGUACUCAUCGGAAUCCUCCGUUUUACCGUCGAAUCUUCCGCUUCUUUCUGCUUUUUUGUCGCUGUUCAUCGCUCAAUUUCUCAAAGUGUUUACUCACUGGUAUAAAGAGAAGAAAUGGGAUACCAGAAGGAUGCUUAGCUCAGGGGGCAUGCCAUCAUCACAUUCAGCAACAGUUACAUCUCUCGCUGCAUGCAUAGGUUUACAAGAGGGCAUUAGCUCAUCAUCAUUUGCCAUUGCAGUAGUUUUGGCGUGUGUCGUAAUGUAUGAUGCAACUGGUGUCAGGCUUCAUGCUGGUCGGCAAGCUGAGCUAUUGAAUCAAAUUGUUUGUGAGCUGCCUCCAGAACAUCCACUUUCCAAUGUUAGGCCUCUACGUGACUCACUUGGUCACACUCCAUUCCAGGUUGCAGCAGGUGCGGUCCUGGGAAUAGUGAUGGCCUUUUUCAUGAAAUUGUCGACCUAGUAAUGGUGUGUGUUUGUAUUUGCCUAAAAUCAAAAUAGCUAUUGUUUAGGAGACCUUGACAGAUAAACAAACAUGCUUCUUUAAUGAUUAAUCCAAGCUGGUUUCCUACCAUCGUUUGGUAUUCAUGUAUAGUUUAUUUAUAACAUGUUUUUGACGUAUGCGACUCUGAGAACAAGAACAUAAGUUGUGGGAUAAAUGUGAACAUAAUUUGUGGCUUGAUUA
Molecule: messenger RNA, 1007 nt
Organism: Helianthus annuus (common sunflower)
Lineage: Eukaryota; Viridiplantae; Streptophyta; Magnoliopsida; Asterales; Asteraceae
Exons: 5
Coding region: 279-785 (168 amino acids)
Source: RefSeq, a predicted model, not a curated record